GGACAUCAUCCAUAUUUAUUCCGACGUCUGUCUGCUGAAGAUAACUUUCUGAUACCGCAAAAAAGUCCUUUUUGCCAUUACAAAUCGCCUAAAUAUAUUUGCAAAAGUGUCUAUUUCAAUAGUACAUGGUUAAAACAAAUUGCCUGUUUUGUUAUUUGGUUCUGCGAACAUAAUUAACACUGUGAAAAACCUAAACAUUAUUUGUAGAAGAACCUUAAGUCAAUCGAAGUUUUUCGUACAUUGCAAAAGAUUUGUAUCUAAAACACCCAUAGCAGCCGGUACAAACCUAAAAACAGUGAAGAGCGACGAAGAGUUACGAAAACAGUAUCAACAGCAAUUUGUACAAGGAACUGAAUUUUCAUCAUCGUCGUCGACAACCAAAAAUCACAUCAUAAUGGGUGGACGUAUGCGUGGUAAUGGCGGUGGUGGUGGUGGUGGUUUCUAUGGCGGAGGCGGCGGUAGUGGUGGUGGUGGAGGUUAUGGGGGUGGUUAUGGCGGUAACUUUGGAGGCGGUGGAAUGAAUCCCUUUAACAAUAACAUGCCACCCAAUAUGUCUAACAAUGAGCUCAUGCAAAUUAUGACUGCAAUGGCCAGUGGCUUCAAUAUGAAUCCACCACCUCCGCCACCAGUGCGAAUGUCAUGUGGUGAUUUGCGUCCCACACAUGUGGGUAUGUAUGUUGAGUUGACGGGACGUCUUAUCAAAAAACGUGUAAAUCGCUUUAUGGAACUCAGAGAUCGUGGUAAUGGUGCUUGCCAAUUGGUCAUUUUGGAAGAUAGGAAUCCGAGAGUAGCACGUCGUCUUAUAAACAUGCCGGAAAAUACAAUAGUCUGCAUAGCAGGUACGGUGCAAAGACGUCCAAAGAAUUCCUGUAACCAUACCAUGCCAACUGGUGAUGUGGAGGUUGAAGUACAAGACAUACUCAACAUAGAUUUUAACAACAAGAGGGCUGGGGACAAGCGUUCCUAUAGCACCAUGAGUCAGCAACAUAGUACUGCUAUAACCAGCACCGAAUAUAAAAUAGCCAAGAAUGAAAAUAUUUUAAAAUAUUUUGAAAAUCGCGACAUUACAUGUAAUGACAUUAGACAUCGUGACAUUGGAAAAGAUGUCACAUUAGUGGGUUGGAUUCCCAAUGGCAAAACAUCGAAAUUUUUACAAUUGAAAGAUGGUUAUGGUCAAACACAAAUUAUCAUAGAGGAUCAAGCUAUGCAAGAUACUGUUUGUAGCGCCCCAGAUGGCACAAUUGUGCAGGUGACAGGCAAAGUUUUGGCUAGACCCAAACAAAAUGUUAAUUUGAAACAUGAUACCGGCGAAGUUGAAGUUGUUGUGUCCAAAGCUCGAGCUCUCAACCCCGAUGAGCCUUACGAUGGCCCCAUUAAGAAUAAGGAUAAGGUUAAGAAACUUUCCAUCAAUGAUGUAAUGGAGGAUGAAACAACAGAGGGAGAGAAUAAUGGGAAUACUGGCAGCGAGAAACCCAGCACAGCAACUGCAAGCAACGCAGUCAAAGUUGCCGAUUUAAAUAAAUUUGCCGAUCGUACCCAUACCUGCGGCGAAUUGACAUCAGACAACAUUGGCGAAAAGGUCACCAUAUGUGGCUGGUUGGAAUUCCAGCGUAUGGAUAGAUUUUUCAUACUACGCGAUGGCUAUGGACAAACUCAAGUCUUAUUAACGGAAAAGGUUAAGGGAUUAGAAGAUAAGACUCUCAACUUGGAGACCGUAUUGAAGGUGGUGGGUACUGUAAUACCCAGACCCACCUCAACUAUCAAUCCGAAAAUGAAGACUGGUCACGUUGAAGUUGAAGCAGAAACGGUAGAAAUUUUGAAUAUUGCCAAGAAAAACCUGCCAUUUGAAGUGCGUAGAUUCAAUAGGGCCGGUGAGCGCUUACGUCUAACGCAUCGCUACAUAGAUUUGAGAUUUGCUGAUAUGCAACACAACCUACGCUUGCGCUCUCAAGUCAUUAUGCGUAUGCGUGAAUAUCUCAUCAACUAUUUGGGCUUUGUUGAGGUUGAAACUCCCACACUUUUCCGUCGUACUCCCGGCGGUGCUCAAGAGUUUGUAGUACCAACCCGCAAGGCUGGUCAUUUUUAUUCUCUGGUCCAAAGUCCUCAACAGUUUAAGCAAAUGUUAAUGGCAGGCGCCAUAGAUCGUUAUUUCCAAGUUGCUCGUUGCUACCGUGACGAAGCCACACGGCCUGACCGUCAGCCCGAGUUCACUCAACUUGACAUUGAACUCUCAUUCACCAAGCGUGAUGAUAUUUUGCAGUUAAUUGAAGAAGUCAUGCGCUAUUCAUGGCCAAAAGAGGUUGGCCGCAUUCAUACACCCUUCCGCCGCAUUCCCUAUUCUGAGGCAAUUGAAAGAUACGGUACCGAUAAACCUGAUACACGUUUUGGUUUAAUGCUCACCAAUGUCACCGAUAUUAUUGCAAAAAAUGAAACUUUUGCCGAAAAAUUCCCUAAUUUGGGAUCUUAUGCUAUUGUUGUUCGUGGCAAUGAUGCAUUCUGGAAUGGUGGGGCACGUAAACAUUACGAGAGUUUGUCCAAAGAGUUCUCCGGCACUUUGUUUGUGCGAAAAUUUUUGCAAUAUAAAGAUGUUUUGGAACGUUUAACAAAAUUGUUAAACAAUGAUGUCGCUUCAGAAAUGAUUGCCAAAUUUGAUAUUGAAGAGAAUGAUUUGUUAUUCUUGGGUAUUGGUGAUAAGCAAGAAACCCAAAAAAUUAUGGGUAGAAUCCGUUGUGACUAUCAAGCAUUCUUGAUCGAUAAUGGUAAAGCACGCAAGAGUGCCGAGAAUAAAUUCGUUUGGAUCGUCGACUUUCCCAUGUUUGAAAAAAAUCCAGAAACUGGUAAGCUGGAAAGUGUUCACCAUCCCUUCACAGCUCCACAUCCAGAUGAUAUGGAAGAUUUUGUCAAUGCCAAGGCUGAGAAUUUAACCAAAAUACGCUCUCAGGCUUAUGACUUGGUUUUGAAUGGCCAAGAAGUUGGCGGUGGAUCUAUGCGUAUACAUGACCGCGACAUGCAACAUUUCGUUUUGGAACAAAUAUUGAAAAUACCCCAUGAGCAUCUGGCGCAUUUAUUGAGCGCUCUAGAGUCUGGAUGUCCGCCGCACGGUGGCAUUGCUUUAGGUAUAGAUCGUUUGAUGGCCAUUAUUUGCAAGGCUUCAUCCAUACGCGAUGUCAUAGCUUUCCCCAAAUCAUUGAACGGCAAGGAUCCUCUUUCAAACGCUCCAGUGCCCAUAUCACCAGAGGAAAAAGCCCUCUAUCAUUUGUCGGUGCUUGAGUCGGAUGCAGCCGGUAAUGAACAUGACGAUGAAGACACCGAUCCCGAUGCUGAGCGUAGAGUACCUUCUCCCGUAUUGGCUGAAGAAAAUGCCAGCGAAGAAAAGCCAGAGGGCGAAGGUGACAAUGUUGUACCAAUGGAGGAGGAUUCAGCCGAAACUGAAUCUAAGCCCAACACUAAACGUGCUGCAAAAAAGAAGCAAUAAGAACAACGCGGAUACGAAGACGUCAAAUCAUCUAAUUAAGAGUACUAAGAAUAUUAAGUGUUGAAACGUAAACGAAAUUUGACAUUCAUAUUUCUAUUUUCAACUCCAUUUCCCCUAUAUUAAAUCGAAUGUAAUUGUAGUAAAAGUAUAGCCCUCUUACAUACAAACAUACAUACAUUUAUUCAUCAAACCUUAGCGUACACCAACCGCGUAUUAUUUUUACUUUAGAAACAUAUUCAAGAUUUUUAUUCAUUAUUUUAAUUUGGCAUUUAGUGGUACGGAGUGCAUAUUACUACUACUACUACUACUACAUACAUAUGUAUAUUGUUUGGUUAAGAGAAAACCAACAUUAAAAAUAAUAAAGAUUUGUGAAAGAUAA
Molecule: messenger RNA, 3854 nt
Organism: Stomoxys calcitrans (stable fly)
Lineage: Eukaryota; Metazoa; Arthropoda; Insecta; Diptera; Muscidae
Gene: AspRS-m
Product: aspartate--tRNA ligase, mitochondrial
Exons: 12
Coding region: 395-3475 (1026 amino acids)
Biological process (GO): aspartyl-tRNA aminoacylation
Cellular component (GO): mitochondrion; cytoplasm
Molecular function (GO): ATP binding; aspartate-tRNA ligase activity; nucleic acid binding
Source: RefSeq, a predicted model, not a curated record